UAUGACGUCAUGGCAGGCACAUCGGAGCCCACGGGGGAUGCAAAGUUGGUUUUUCUGCUUUCGAUGAUGCAAUCAUUCAGCGACACUGGCGGGCAAACCCCUCCGGGGCGGGGGGCGGUACCGGUGCGAUCUUUACACCGGGAGGUCGAUCCCAACCAGGCCACCGCCGCGCGUCCGCACCGCCCACGUGUCCCCGGACGUGAGUGCCCUCGGAGAGAGCCAAUCAGCGGCAGGCGUGGGGCGGCGACCGGGCGAGGAGGUGCGGUACACAGGGGGGGACGCCCGGAGGCGUCCGUACGUUACUGCCCCGCGCCGGAAGGCCCUAUUUUCACGUUCUCUUCCCUCACCCUCUACCCCUUCCCCGGUCCCAUAAAAUCCCCGGCUAUGAGCCGGAAGAGGCAUCGCCUGGUCCCGGAGACCUUUGGACUGAAGAGGCGGCGGGAGCGAGGGCCUGUAGAAUCGGAGCCUCUGGGGGGCGAGUCAGGGUCGGCGCGCGCGGCAGUCUCGGAGCUAGUGCAGCUGUUCCCGCGACGCCUCUUUGAGGAUGCGCUGCCGCCCAUCGUGCUGAGGAGCCAGGUGUACAGCCUGGUGCCUGACCGGACUGUGGCCGACCGGCAGCUGAAGGAGCUUCAAGAGCAGGGGGAAAUCAGAAUUAUCCAGCUGGGCUUUGACUUGGAUGCCCAUGGAAUUAUCUUCACCGAGGACUACAGGACCAGAGUCCUCAAGGCCUGUGAUGGCCGACCCUAUGCUGGGGCAGUGCAGAAGUUUCUGACUUUGGUGCUUCCGGCCUGUGGGGACCUUAGUUUCCAGCAGGACCAAAUGACACAGACCUUUGGCUUCAGGGACUCAGAGAUCACGCAUCUGGUGAAUGCUGGAGUAUUCAACGUCCGAGAUGCUGGCAGCUGGUGGCUAGCCGUGCCUGGAGCUGGGAGAUUCAUCAAGUACUUUGUUAAAGGGCGCCGGGCUGUCCUCGGCAUGGUCCGCAAGGCCAAGUACCGGGAGCUACUCCUAUCUGAGCUCCUGGGCCGGAGAGCGCCUGCUGCGGUGCGUCUUGGUCUUUCCUACCAUGUGCAUGACCUCAUUGGGGCCCAGCUGGUGGACCGCAUCUCCACCACUUCUGGAACCCUCCUCCGCCUGCCAGAGACCUGAGGAUUCUGCUCAUCAUUGCACAGCUCCCCAGAGUGGGCCAAGAGGGGUCCUGGAGUGCUUCCUGAUGGUGGCUGAGACACGAUCACCUUGGGAAGGCUUGGGCUCUCGUCCAUGCAAAGGGUCAGAUGUGACUGCGGCUGUCUGCCUGGGCUCUGAGCCAGGGGUGGGGUUUGGGUGAUGCUCCUCUGCCCUUCUGUGGAAGUGGAGCCAGAAGCGGUGCCAAGGCUGUGGCUGCUGCCUUUCAUGUAAAAGGGGCUGCUGUUCCUCUGUCUUGAGAUAAGACAGUGGGAUUUCUGGGGAGGCUGGUGAAGGAGGACAAGGUUCUUUUCCCUACAUGCUGUGUUGAAAUUGCCAAAUAAAGUACUUCUGCCUGUG
Molecule: messenger RNA, 1524 nt
Organism: Propithecus coquereli (Coquerel's sifaka)
Lineage: Eukaryota; Metazoa; Chordata; Mammalia; Primates; Indriidae
Gene: WHR1
Product: serine/threonine kinase 19
Exons: 8
Coding region: 10-1149 (379 amino acids)
Biological process (GO): protein phosphorylation; positive regulation of Ras protein signal transduction
Molecular function (GO): protein serine/threonine kinase activity
Source: RefSeq, a predicted model, not a curated record